GUACUCGGGCGAGAGAACUGUUCUUCCACUUUUUGUUUGCCACUGCGCGCACAAGAACACUCGUUAACACUGCUAUAAUUUCAGAAAGUGGAGGAGCACUUGAUUUCAAGCAGGACAUCAUCAUUAAUUCCCUCCGUUUGCAUAUCUGAAAUAUCGCACCCGAAGAUGAUUUUCGACAAAUUGAAAAAGUUUUACGUCCUCUUCGACUCCCCAGAAAUCGACACCCCUCCCGUGUUCAGCAGCGGGGAUGUGGUGUCCGGGAAAGUGGUCUUGGAUCUUUCGGGGCAGAGCAAAGUGGAGUCGUUGAAGUUGCACGCCGAAGGUUUCGCUAAAGUGCAUUGGACUGAGUCUCGGAGCGCCGGUGCGAGCACUGCCUACACUCAGAACUACAGCGACGAAGUGGAAUACCUCAACCGGAGGGAGACGCUCCUGCAAGCAGAUAAUGGUGAAAUGACGGUUCUAUCCGCUGGAAGGCACGAGUUUCCCUUCAGCUUUCAGCUGCCUGAAGAGACCCUGGUGACCUCAUUCGAAGGAAAGCACGGCAGCAUUCGCUACUGGGUAAAAGUGAAGCUCCACCGGCCUUGGACCACGGUCAGAAAGAUCAAGAAGGAGUUCACGGUCAUCGAGCCCAUCGACAUCAACACACCGGCCCUGCUGGCUCCCCAAGCUGGCACAAAGGACAAGAUGGCGAGAGUGUGGUACCGCAAUUUCGGGCAGGUGUCCGUGACUGCUAAGAUCGACCGGCAGGGGUACACGCCAGGCGAGGUGAUCCCCGUGUUCGCGGAGUUCGACAAUGCCACCUCCCGCUCCGUUGUGCCCAAGGCCUUCAUCACACAGACCCAGACCUUCAUCGCCCGCGGCACCAUGAAGCAGAAGCACGCCGUGGUGGCCACGCUGUCCGGGGACGCCGUGGGGGGCCGGCGCAGGGAGACCUGGCACGGGCGCGCCAUCAAGAUCCCCCCCGUCGGGCCCUCGGUCCUGCACUGCCGCAUCAUCAAAGUGGAGUACAUGCUCAAGGUGUGCGUUGACGUUCCCGGGACGUCCAAGCUGUGUCUGGAGCUUCCCCUGGUCAUGGGCACCAUCCCCCUCCAUCCCUUCGGCAGCCGCACCUCCAGUGUCAGCAGCCAGUACAGCGUCAACCUGGAGUGGCUCCGCAUGGCCAUCCCGGAGCAGCCUGAGCCUCCUCCGGACUACAACAGCAUCAUCACGGAGGAGGAGGCCGAGCAGAACAUGACCCCUCCCCAGGCGGAGGAGGACCUGAGCGGGGUGCUCGAGCGCCCCUUCUUCACCUACGUCCAGGAGUUCCGCUUCCGGCCCCCUCCGGUGUACUGCGAGGUGGACCCGCAUCCUCAGCCCCUCCACAUGAGACCGCGCUGCAUGACGUGUUGAACAAGAGAGCUGCAAGCGAUGACCUGACAAGAAAUUAGUAAAAAAAAACUAAGAGAUUUAGUUUUUUUUUCUCCUGGUUCUCUCUCCAAAAAACCCUGGGAACUGAUCUCGGGGAAAUUGCCCCAGCUUUGGGUCCGACGGAGAGCCACGGGGACGGGAGCACGAGAGUGGACGGGACCCGAGUGUGGGAAGUUCCUUUCCUCGAACGGAAAUAUACGAACAUUUUCACGAAUAUACGAAUACAGACUUUCCCCCCUCAUCCUGUCUUCCUCAGAGACGGGGGCUCCAGUCGAGCCCUCCGUGCUGCGUUUUUACCCCACCGGUGGUGUGUGCGUGGGGGGGGGGCGGGCAGGGAACGGUCAUUUUAUAGGUGGAGGUGGAGAAAAUGCUUUUAAAAAUAGAAAAAACCUGUGGCCUUUAAUACUUCUUUUUUCUGCAGAUGAACCAGUUGCCUGUCCAAGGAGCCACAUGCUGUAUAGGGUUUACAAAAAGAUUAUCAUCCCCUCCACCUUAUCCCCUCAGCCUAAAAGUGCCUAAACCUGCAUUCUUUUUUUUUUUUUUUUUUUUUAACCAAAAAUGUCUGAUUGUCACCCCUGUGAAAGUUUCAACAGUGGGUUAUGCAAGCAAACAAAACCAAGAAUGGGUCACAUAUCUAAGUGAUGUGAUUUUGAUUAGAGGCAGAGGUGGCAAAGACGGUCUAAUCAGGAGGUAGGCUACGUAGGGGAAAAUGAGAGCAAGGGAAAGUCUAGAAAAGCUUAAUCUGAAAACGAGUGCACAGCACUGCAUGAGAUAUGCUGAGAUGGGCUGAGAAGCGUCUGGCGAAGGGAGAGGCUGACUGUAAAGAAACUCGUGUUUGUAAAGCAUGACGAUGAAAAGAGAAGUUGAGCACGUGUUGAAAUCUUAUUCUCGUGCAUCGACUUUUAACACAGUGAGGACAAUAUGCUGUAAUGGCCCCACGCUCCACACGUUCCUCAGUGAAAAAGGGGAACCAAGAUGUUCUGAUGUUCUGAUGUUCUGCUUGGGCUUGCCAAAGAUUCUAGCUUUUAUAAAUCACUGUUUACACUUCUUGGCAGUGGAGCGGAUAAGAACUGUAGUAGUUGCGGCGGAAAAUGCCAAAGCGAAGCUACCUUUUUUUCGGAGCGCCCAAAGUGGGAAUGUCCGAGCCAUGUUACUGGUGCACUUGAUUUGAUACAGGUGCCUUAUAAAUGUGUGGUUUGACUAGUACAGGAUAAUCAAUGGUACACAAAGCUAUAACUUGAUGAUGAUGAUGCCACUGAAGUAUAAUGCUAUACAUUCCAAAACGUUGAGGCGCCUGGUCCUCUUCACCACAUCGUUAAGUUACUCACCUGUUGUGAUGGUGCAUGGCAUUCAUCUUGAACUGAAUGUAUUUUAUAUUCUUGUUAUGCUGAAUUUUUCUUUUUUUGAACUUACCAAAGAUUUGUACUUUUAUAAUUUUCUAAAUAAACCAUAUAAAACGA
Molecule: messenger RNA, 2867 nt
Organism: Conger conger (European conger)
Lineage: Eukaryota; Metazoa; Chordata; Actinopteri; Anguilliformes; Congridae
Gene: arrdc2
Product: arrestin domain containing 2
Exons: 8
Coding region: 166-1389 (407 amino acids)
Biological process (GO): protein transport
Cellular component (GO): cytoplasm; plasma membrane
Source: RefSeq, a predicted model, not a curated record